AUGGCCGUAACACUGGCCCUCCGAGCAGCACGCCUCCGUGGAGUCGCUGUGGAUUUGCAGCUGGAUCCACGCACGAUGGACCUCCUGCAGCCAGCAGGGUUUUGUCUUGCCGUGGUGGAAAUCCUACGACUGCGACCCGGGUCACUGGUGGUGAUAGCUUUGGAUUGCCGCUCUUUCAGCUCAAUGUCAAGAUGGAGCUCUGGGCGCUCCCUCAUCAAGCUUUGGGGUUACAAGGACCGGGAGUUCGUGGCUUCGGGUAACAAGCUAUCUUCGAGGGUGGCCCUCUUGAUCUACCUGUGCCAAUGGCGAAGCCUUCGGUGGUUACUCGAGCAACCGGAUGGGUCAAUGCUACCCCAUCUACCCCGCUUUCAAAAGCUCUGGAAACAGUUUGAUGUCUACCAUUCUUACUUUUGGAUGGGGAAGUUCAAUGGGCCGACACCCAAGCGCCACCGCAUCUGGUCAAACUGCUUCAGUUUGGUCGAUGGAAUACAACAAAGAGCAGGCCACAUGCUUAAGUCGGAGAUGGAGCGAUUGACCAAGCGGCUUGUGAACAGAUAUGAAGAUAAGUUGGGCACGAAAAGGUUUACGGGGAAACGAAAGGAACUUCGGGAAAGCCAGAUCCUUGGCUGA
This is a messenger RNA of Symbiodinium sp. CCMP2456, 630 nucleotides long. Lineage: Eukaryota; Dinophyceae; Suessiales; Symbiodiniaceae. The record is from the annotation of a GenBank genome assembly.